CACAAAACCGUGUAAAGUGAACUUCUAAGGGAACUUCAUUUAAUUAAUAAUGUCCGUAUAUUCUUAUAUGCCUUCUAGUUUUUACAGGUUUAUUUGUAAAUAAUAGCCUCUAUUGGAUAACUCCAUACAUCAUACUUCCUUCACUAAGCACUUCGUGAGCCAGGACAUGCUGAAAUAUUAAACUGAGUUUUGUUUUUUGUCCAAGACCAAAUAAUGACUGAGGAAACUGAACCAGGAGCACUAAAGAGCUCUGAGCCUUCAAUGAAUCGACAUAAACCGGCAUCAGAGACAACUCAGGACAUAUCUCAUCUUCUGGCAAGCAUAUUCAAAGACCUUUACACCAUAGAGGUAAUUGGGAAAGAUAUUGUUUCUAAUCUCAGUAAAUCACGAAGGGGAGGCAACAACUACCAUGAAAAAUAUGUAGAGAAGCUGCAACAGGUAACUUCUGAAUACAACAGACAAAUUCAAAAUGCUGAUAUGCUGGAGACGCAUAUAAUUCAGGCCCGUCUACAAGCUGCUGCAAAAGAGGAGCAUGACCACAAUAAAAUGAUGGAGGAAGUGGGUGAGGCCUACCAUCAGCUGGGCCUGCCACCAGUUAAAUCAGCCUUCAAGUGGUGUGUGGACAGUGAGCUCCUAAAGAGUAACAACUUGAUCUGCCCCCUGGACUAUACAACAGAGCACAUCCCAGCUAUUAAAAGACCAAAAGGCAAGUUCACCCCUGGUUUUGCCCAGCCAACUGUCUCCUAUAGCAUGCACAUCCACACUGAACCACAGGAUGACAAUUACACACUGAUGCCCCCACCUGCACAUACAGCCCAAAGCCUGAUGGAACAAUCGGAGGAGUCACUCACUCUUCCUUCCUCUCCGGAGUCUAGGUCCAUCAAGGAUGCUUCAGCUGAGAAGUUAGGCCAGGUGCAUAAGGUGCUUUGGAUGGAGCCCAGUGCUCAGAGUCGGACAGAAGAGUUGGCUGCCCUUCAGAAGCACAAAGAGCGACACAAAUUCUUGCGCAACCCUCGCUUCCUGCUCCCAAAUGCUCAGCGUGGGGGAAAAUCCCUCAUCGUGCCAGGGAAGAAGCCGGAAAAUGGGGCAAAUGGCAUGUACACUGGCGCAGAAAGUCCUGAGGCUCCUGCUCCCAUCUUUCUUGUGAGUCCACCUGUGAUCUUCUUCACAGACUACAGAGUAGGACGAGUCUAUGAGACUGCAGUGGAGCUAAAAAACAUGACUGCAACCAGCCGUCACGUGCGCCUGAUUCCUCCAACCUCUCCACACUUCUCUGUUGGUUUGGGCAAGUUUCCUGGUGAGGGGGGAAUUGUAGCACCUGGUAUGAGCUGCCAGUAUAUGGUGCGGUUUGCUCCAGACUCUCUGGCUGAUUAUGAGGACAUCCUAAUCGUGGAGACACAGUCGCCAGAUCCACUCAUUAUACCAGUGGAGGCUCGCAGGCCACCUCCAAUACUGACUUUGCCUGCUGUCAUAGACUGUGGUUACUGUCUGGCAGGAGGGGUGAAGUUUAUUGAGGUUUUAUGUCGAAAUGAAGGGCUAAGUGCUGGAACAUUCUGUGUAAUGCCUAAAAAACAGUGGCCUGCCUCGAGCCUCAGGUCUACAGUGAAGGCCACUUUUGCAGAACAGCCUCCAUUUGCCAUCAGUCCCUCUCUUUUUGGUCUUCAGCCUGGACAAGCCACUGUCAUAGAGGUUUUCUUUUUCCCCACGAUGGCUGAGAGCUGUGCACAGGAAUUUACCAUUGUCUGUGACAACUGCCAAGUAAAAAAUGUCACCCUUCAAGGUACAGGUCAGCUGAUCACAGUUGAGCUGGUUUCAGUAGCAGUUGGAGAGGAUCAGCCUGAAUUUGGUGAAUUGUUUGAUCUCACGGCUGACCAUUUUGUACGAUUUGACUCAACCAAUCCACACUCAACCUUACAGAAGAGUGUGUUCAUAAAAAACCAUGUACACUUGGAGCUGCCAUUCCAGUGGCAGAUCAUGAAACCCGACAUCCAAUCUCAUUUUCCUGGAGAGACUCCAGACCCCUCCAGCAUUCAGUAUUAUGUUGAUACAGACUGUGUGUUCAGCAUCAGCCCUGCCAUGGGCACCCUGGCCCCUGCAGAAGAACAUGAGUUCCUGUUCACAUACUGUCCCCAGGAGCUGAAAGAGUACCAAAGUGUCUGCCACUUGGUAAUCAUGGAUGUUCCAGAUCCACCCAGAAUCACUGAAGAUGGGAUGUGUCAGAGUCUUGACACAGCACUCCAUGUAAACGAUGUGACAUGUUUAGUGAUUGAGCUGAAAGGUUCCACUGAGCCAUAUAAGAUCCUUCUUGAGCCAUAUGCUGUUUUAAUACCAGGGGAGACCUACAUACACACCAUAAUCCGCAAGAGCUUCAAGAUGUGGAAUCACAGCAGGUCUGUCAUUCACUUUAAAUGGGAGCAGAUUAUUGACUGUCACAUAAUUCAAGUGGAGCCAUCUACAGGAGAAAUAGAAAUGAAUGAGUGUUUCGACCUGGAGCUGGUUCUGACUGGAGGGAAACCAGGUCAUUUUACCUCCACACUGCAGUGUCACAUUCAGCACCAUCACAAGCCUGUAGGGCUGACCAUUGAGGCCACAUUUAAGGGGCCACACUGUGUAGUGAAUAUACCCAGUCUAAAUUUUGGUUUGCUGCAAAUGGGAGAUGAGAGCAUCUCUACCAUUGAUAUCACCAACAGCAGUCUGCUAGAUGCCCACUGGUGCCUAGAUGAACUGCCCAACAUCCAUUCCUCAAAUCCCAUUGAGGGACUGUUGGAUAUAAAGCCGAGUAAAGGUGUUCUGCCUCCCCUGGCAUCCUGUAGUGUGGAUGUAGUCUUCAGAGGCCUUUACUGCCAGUGCUUUGAGUCUGUCCUGCAGCUUACGGUGCUGAACGGCACUGGCUGUCACCUCUCUGUGCGGGCAGAUGUUCAGUCCCCUCAGGCAUGCUUUCUGAGCUGUGAGCUGGUGUUGGAUGAUCUGUAUUUAGGAGUUCCAGAAAAGGGCUGCGUUACUCUUUUUAACCAAACACUACUGCCAGCUUUCUUCACCUGGAGCAAGCUCCAAGGUGCACAAGCUUAUCUCUGCUCUGCUACCUUCAGUCCCUCUACAGGCACUCUGGAGCCUAAUGCCAAAGCAGAAGUCUCUGUAUCAUUCACGGCUCACACUGUUGAUGAGCUGACUGAAGUGGCUGCAGUUUGUGAAGUAAAGGGAAUGAAGAGUCCAUUAGUGCUGGGCUUUUUCUGUAAAGCCAAACCUCUUAGUGUGUCAUACUCACUGCCUCAUACUGACUGUGUUAAUUCAAGCAAUGCAGAUGGCCGGCCAAUCAAACUGGACUUCACUGAGCAUGAUCCAGUCCUCAUCGGCAAAUCAGUGAAACGGCAGCUGUUGAUAACUAAUCACACUGCUAUUACUGCUCCUUUUACUCUGGAGGCAGAGUACUUUACUGGACACUGUCCUUCACAAUCAGCUGUAAAAUCUCAAAGGAGCUCCGUCCCUCUCCAUUCCGUCCAAGGCAAAAAUAUUGAGCAGAAAGCACAUAAGGAUUUUGUGAACUGUCUGCUUGCCCAUGGAAGAGGUGCAACAUUUUUUGCAGAACCAACCAGUGGAAUGCUUGGCCCAUUUGAGAGUAAAGCCAUCAACAUCACAGCUUUCACCAAUAUGUGGGGUGAUUACCAGGACAAUCUCAUAUGUAAAGUUGGAGAUCUAAAUCCGACUCUCAUUCAGAUCCAGAUGUCUGUGAGGGGCUGCCCCAUUUACUUUCAGAUGAUUGGACCACAGCCUGACAAUCAAAACCAUGGUCCAAUUAUACGAUUUGGAAGCCAUGUUUCUGGAGGAGACACUGUGUCACGCUCUUUACGCCUCAUUAACACCAGUCCUUAUGAUAUACGUAUGGACUGGGUGACCUACAACCUGGAGGUUGGAGACAGUAAGUUAAUAGACCUGUUGGUUGCAUGUGGUGAACCCUUUCCUCUGAAGGAUGCUGAUGGCAAUGAGGUUGUCGGAGGGAUGGACUCAUGCGUCAUGUUCCCAUCCACAUGGGACAUGAGUCACACCCCCAGCAGAGAAGACACAAGCUCGUCCUUCAUGACCAAGUCUGAUGAUUUUACAGAGAAUGUGGAAGAAUGUAAUGGAGAGGAGAACAAUGGAGAUCCGAUAUCUCUGGCUCCAGUAAAGAAGCUGCUCUCUGUGUUCCUAAAUCCUCAUGAAGGGAAUGUCUCUGACUACCCAUACUGCAUCACUCCACAGCAAACAGUGGUUCCAGCAGGGGGCAGUAGCACCAUACAUGUGUCUUUUACUCCUCUGAUCCUGUCAUGCCCAACCAAUCAAAGUUGUUUGGGUUAUGCUCUGGGUUUCAUGUCUCUAGACUCAAAGGUGGCAUCAUUGACUCCAGGCAAAGUGGAGAGAGUCCAGGGCUAUGAACUAGAGCCUUUGAGACUAGACAUGCAGGCUUUUGUUAAACAUGCCAUUUUGUCAGUGCAGAUGGAAGAGGAUAUGGAGGUACUGCAAUUUUCUGCUGCUGCGAGUGAUACACUAGACAGAGAAUCACACAAACAGAAGGAAUCCAGGAUAACUCGGACAUUCCAGUUGAAGAACAAUACUGAUAUGCCCUUGAGUUUCAGACUAAGUACAAACCCUCCGUUCUCAGUGCUGCUGCCCCGUCAGAUGGUUAAACUUAGUACCAGCUCGCCCUCUCACAGACACACACAAGGAUUCUCAGCACCAGGAGAUGAACAAUCAUCACUUCUGCUGCAGCCCAAAAACAUCAUACUGGUUAAAGUGGCUUUCCACAAUUCACCUUCACUCCUGACCAGCCCGAGUCAACCAUGUGAGGAAUCAGAUGCCCAGCUCUCUGCUACCCUCUUGUGCAAUGAUGUUGGAGAAAGGACACUACAAUUUCAGCAGAGUCUGACCAUUCAAUACAGCAAUAACAGUGUGCAGACUGUGUCCCUUUGUGCCCACGUGGCAUUACCCACUUUGCACCUUUCUAGUAACACUGUGGAUUUUGGCACCUGCCAUGUUGGACAGACAUGUGUUAAAGAAGUCUACCUCUACAAUAGAGGUGGCUCAAGUAGCUACUGGACUGCACUCGCAGAACCUGAGGGUGGGAUUGAAGUGUUCAGACUGUGUCCAGACUCUGGUGUGCUGAAACCUCUUGGGGUUCCACCAUACUGUAGACAGCUGUUGCAGAUCAAUUUCACUGCCAGUGAUCAGAAAGAGUUCCAGACAACCAUCACAGUGCAUGGGAUUCUUGGAGAGACCCCACUUCUUCUUAAGGUCCAUGGAAGAGGAGCACUUGAUGAGAGUUUUGAAUCUCCAAUAUCCAACACCUGACAAAAAGACUCGAGUGUCCAGUUUUUCUUCUGAAAAUACUAGACACACAACUUAUAAAAACAUAACAUUCUUUGGUUUGAUGACACACUGAUCUUAGUUGUCUUAAAAAGCUCUAUUUGUGAAACAGUUUUCUGUUUUUAAUUGUAAAGUAUUCUAAAGAAUCUUUAGGUAAACAAACCGCAUGAUUUCAGAUUACCCAGAGAGUUUUUUGUGAAACAAAGAUUAAAGAUUGAGUUGUAUUUAAACAGGGAUUUCACAUAUACCUAGCCUUUGAAACAUAUAUUCCAAGCAUUUUGUUUUAUUGUAAUGAAUAGUUUCCUGAAAUACAUUACAAAUCAUAGUAAAUUACACUAGUCUUCAAUACUAAAAAUACCACUAUUGUUUUUAUAAUUCUGAAUACUUAGAAAUACUUCUGUCAGUAUCCAUAUGGAAAGAUCAUCAGAUUAAUGUGUCACAGACAAAGUACGGAGAUCAAAUAUACCUUAGAAUACGUUUCAGGUAUGAUUGCUAUCACAGAUACAGUAAUAUCUAAUUCCAUUAUUUUUUAUUAGUUGAAGUACAAGGCACUUUAAAGAGAGAUCUGAAAUGUUAUCAUUACCAUCCUCAAAAGUAAGACAAACAUCCAGCAGUAAACUGUAUGCUUUUUCUGCUUGUGUUCUACAGUUAGUGUUUUAGCAGCCUGAAUAAAAAAUUAUAAUUUGCAAUUGUCACUCUGUGUCUCAUCAGGAGAUUUGCAGAUUUGAGAGGGCUUUCACAGCUGUCCAGGGUACUCAAAAACUGCAGCCCCUCCCAUUCCAUUCCCAAUGCACAUAGACACCACG
Molecule: messenger RNA, 6143 nt
Organism: Xyrauchen texanus (razorback sucker)
Lineage: Eukaryota; Metazoa; Chordata; Actinopteri; Cypriniformes; Catostomidae
Gene: dlec1
Product: DLEC1 cilia and flagella associated protein
Exons: 38
Coding region: 214-5322 (1702 amino acids)
Biological process (GO): negative regulation of cell population proliferation
Source: RefSeq, a predicted model, not a curated record